This is a messenger RNA of Leptomonas pyrrhocoris, 3186 nucleotides long. RefSeq lists its product as hypothetical. Bases 202 to 3186 code for a protein of 994 amino acids. The transcript has a single exon. Gene Ontology annotation, biological process: protein import into nucleus. The record is from RefSeq and is a predicted model, not a curated record. Lineage: Eukaryota; Euglenozoa; Kinetoplastea; Trypanosomatida; Trypanosomatidae. Gene Ontology annotation, cellular component: nuclear envelope; cytosol.
GCUUCGCCCGUCACACCAUGUGCUGUUGCCGAUAUAUUGCAAAAGAGCAUGUCUAGAAGCACAGAUAAUAUAUUCACUGAAAAAAAAAAGGCAUUAGCUGCUCACACAGCAGCGUUACAGCGAACAGAAUCCUUUUUUUUUGGCCGCUGAUACAUCCUCUGUUUUCUUUCUCCUUCGCAGGUGAGCAUCAGAAACAAGAAAAUGGACUCCCUCUUCGAAGUACUGCGGAUCUCCACGGACAGCAGCGCGCGUAAGGCCGCCGCUGCCCAGCUGCGCCAGCUGCAGUCUCAGCAGCCAGAUGCGUUCCUCCAGCACACGUACGACGGCAUCGCCUCCCCGCAGCUGAAGCCCGAACUGCGCUUCUUCCUCUGCACAUUGGUCAUCGCCUUUCUUGAUGAGUCGUGGCACGGCUGCGUCUCACCUGCGUCACAGGAGCGAUUCAUUUCUCUCUACGUGGAGCUGGUGGUGGCGCCAUCUUGUCCGUCCGUCUUACUCGCACGGAAGGUGAGCGCCAUCGUCGCGGUGAUGGCCAGACGCGGCUCCCGGAAGGCGCAGGUGGGCGGGAUGCCGCAGCUGAUUCAUCACGUCGUCACGCGCUACGUCGCAGAGAUGGAGAGCGCCGCCCGAUCGCAGGCCUACGAUCGCGUCUGUUCCCUUCUCCUCUCGACUCACGUUUUGUUGAAGGAGAUGCAGGGCAGUCGCGUCGGGCAUGUAUUUGAAGAUGUGUGUCAGGCCAUGGUGGCGGCCCUCUCCGGUGUCUUUGCGUUGCUGCCGGAUGCGGCGGCGAUGCUGGCGCACUACGACGUGUGUCUGUACCUACUGAAGUGCAGCCUGCGCGUUUUUGGACGGGCCGUAUUCGACGCAGCUUUCUGCCGUUUUUUGUUGAACACCACGUGGCGAUUGGCGGAGGGCCUCGGCCAAACGGUGGCGAGUCCGUCGCAAGCCAAUCAGCGGCUGCGUUUGCUAGAGUACGCGCUGAAGAUCAUGGAGGCCACUGUCGUGUACUUCCCAAGUCGCCUGCAGGAACUCGGUGACGCCUUUUUCUUUGCGGAGGCCACCGCUGUGGAAAGGUUGACCGGUGCCGCGUCUUGUGCGUCUCCCGCAGCGGACGCAUCAGCGGCGGCGACGGACGCGGCUGUCACACCACCACCACCACCGCCGCCGCUGUCGCUUUUCACACUCCUCGUUGCGGUUGUCCGCAGCCCUGUAGACGAGGUCGUGUCGGAGAAGGCGGUGUGCCGGGCCCUGCGCCUCUUUACCGCCCUCUUGAGUGCCGAAGACGGCGACGCCUUCAUCGCGCGCUGCCUGCACAAUUUCGCCACGUCCUCGUCCUCGUUCCCCCCGUUUUUGCAGUACGUUGUGUCGACGUACCUGGCGGAUGGUACGUCGGCCGACGCGCUCGCGGGGUGGUCCUCGCAGCCGGAGCGGGUCGCGGCGGAGUUGGACGUCGACAUGGAUGAUGAAGCGUCAAUGAUGAGCUGUGCGGAGCAGCUCUUUCUUGCCUUGACAGGCUCCACGAACGGCGCCGCGCCGGUGCUGACCGUAGCGUGGGCGGUGGUGAACCAACUUCUCCAGGAGGGCGACGAAGGUGCGGUUACGGCGGCCCUGCACGCCAUCGGCAUCGGCUACUACACCAUGAACGCGCAAGACAACGCGUCGUACCUCGGCUUCCUGCGGGACAAGCUACUGCCACUGCUGCGGCCCGACGUCCUUGCGCACGCCUCGCCGUUCAUCGCGCGCCGAGUGGUGUGGCUGGUGGGCAUGUGGUGUGAGUCGGUGACGGACCUCCGCGACCGCCAUGCGGUGUUGGCGGCGCUGGAGGCGGUGCUGCAGCACGCCGUGCGUACCCAGAACGUCGUGCUCGUGCUCGUGUCGCUAAAAUCGACGGAGAACUUCAUCUCGGACAACCACUUCACGCUGCCCGACAUGCCAGCGACGCUCGUGACGACGGUGCUGCAGACGGUGCAGAUGCUGCUGACGGCCGUGCAGAGCCCAACGACCAUUAAGGAGCUGGCGGGUCUCGUGCACGUGCUGACAGAGAAAAAGGCGUUGCUGGCACACGGGGAGACGCUACUGCAGCUCUUCGUCCCCCCCACGCAGGCCAUUAUUGAGUCGUACGGGGCCCAGGCAGCGAAGGCAAACGCUGCUGGGUCGACGGGCGCCUACGGGGGCCACUUCGACAGCGACAAUGACGCGGAUGAGGACGGCGAUGACUCCCUUGGAUCCUUAGCCAUGCUGCUCGACUGCCUGGGCAGCAGCGUGCGUCAGUGCAGCAGCGACGCCGUCAUUUGGUCUCUCUUUCCCACCAUUGUGCUGCCCUGCACCGCGCCCACCAGCGCCGCCACCGCGUGGGCAGAGGACAACGCGUGGGAGUUGUUCUUGACGAUGGCGCAGUCCUCGUCGAGCUUCGAUCACGCGGCGGCGGCGCAGGCGCUGCCCAUUGCUCUGCAGCACACCCAUCGCGACUUUGGCAUGCUGCCGCUCGUGUUUCGGGUCGUGUACAGCCUGCUGCUACUUCGGCAGGCUACCGUCGAAGCACUCAUCGCUGCAACCGAUAUCGAUGCAUGGGUGAGCGUCGUGCGCAACAGCCCCUCGGCAGAGCUCUGUGGUGCGGUGACGGCGGUGCUGACGGCGGUGGCCCGCAUGAGCGGGGGCCCAUUGCAGGCGGCGCUGUCGCGUCACGCGGUGCAGGCGCUGCUGACUUCGGCUGACGUCCAAGCGGAACAGCACACGAUCCCCUUGGCGGUGGCGCUGGCGCUCUGUCUCGCCUCGGCCCACUCCAGCGAAGGGCAGCAGCGGUUGCUGGCGGAGGUGCACGCCGCCGUGCGCAUGGUUGGCGGACCGCAGGCGAGCGUCUCCGCCCUGCUGGAACCGCUGGUGCUUCUGCUGGAUGUCUCGCCGAGUGUGUUGGUGAGCCGGGUUGUGGUGCACCUUUUGAAUACGCUGAGCAAGACCGCACCCCACGCGCUCUCAACGGAGGAUCAGGCGAUGGUGCAGCGCGCGUUGGAGAGCGUGGCGGUGUCCGUGGGCGGGACAGGAAACGAGCCGAGUUGGUCAGGCGAGGAGUCCGGCGAGACACGCCCACCGCAGGAGAUGCUGCUGGAAUGGCUCGGAGACGAGGACUUGCCCGCCACCUCGCCGCACGUGGCCCGUGUAAUGAGCGUCUUCGCUGUUUUUCUGUCUUGA